AUGUCGGGCUACGGUGGCCGCCGCGCCCCCAAUUUCGCCCAGUACCUCGAGGACCUCAACACGAUUCCAUCCCCCUACGACCAGUCGCUGCAGCAGCAACAGAAUGAGUCGUUCAAUCUCGAUGCGGAGCUCGAGCUCUUCACCAACACCGAGUUUCUCGACUUUGGUCACUUUGGCGACAUGAGCAUGCCCCUCUCAUACGACCCCGCCGAGGACGACAAGACCCAGGACAAAAAGCAGGGCAAGCAGAGCGAUAUGAACUACAUGGACCUCUUGACUGACCUGAACAAUAUUCCCGAAUAUUCCGCCGACUUUACCUCUGCGUCCAACAACAUGCCGAUGACUUCGACAUUCCCAGUGCUUCCCCAUGUCGAUGAUUCUACAUUCAAAAGCCAUGCACAGACCCCGGCAGCAAAGUCCGGCGCAUCCUCGAUCGUGUCUACCCCCACGCCAGGCCCAACCGGGGGUAAACGCAAGCAGUCUCAAGACUCCAAGACUAGCGGCGAGCCGGCUCGCGCGGCCGCAGAAGAGGACAAGCGUCGUCGAAACACAGCCGCCAGCGCCCGCUUCCGUGUCAAGAAGAAGCAGCGCGAACAAGCCCUCGAACUCUCUGUCAAGGAAGCCAACGAGAAGAACAACAAGCUAGAAGCCCGCCUCUCGCAGCUCGAGCUUGAGAACAAGUGGUUGAAGAAUUUGAUCACCGAGAAAAACGGCGCCGAAGACUCGGCCGACGGGCACAAGAGCGAAAACGACAUUGCACAGAUGUUCAAGAAGUUCUUAGCCAACCAGAAGACUGACGGCAAGCGUCAAACCACCAACUCCAAGAUCGGUGUCGGCACUGCAUGA
Molecule: messenger RNA, 846 nt
Organism: Talaromyces rugulosus
Lineage: Eukaryota; Fungi; Ascomycota; Eurotiomycetes; Eurotiales; Trichocomaceae
Exons: 2
Coding region: 1-846 (281 amino acids)
Biological process (GO): regulation of transcription by RNA polymerase II
Cellular component (GO): nucleus
Molecular function (GO): DNA-binding transcription activator activity, RNA polymerase II-specific; RNA polymerase II transcription regulatory region sequence-specific DNA binding
Source: RefSeq, a predicted model, not a curated record